AGAAGAGGAAUCGUUAUUUUGCUUCAGUGGGUGAUGUGAGCUACCCAUGAACUUUGUCUUGCUAAUCUGUUCCACUUUCUGACUAACUUGAUCUUUCUGUGCCACAUCUGUGCAGCAGCUCCCUAGUUCUGAAGCCCUAAUUUGUACUGUGACAAAUCUUUGUUUAUGAUGUAAAUAUAGCUAGUUCAGAAGGGAAAGGGCAAAAACAUAAAGGAAAAUCUGGGAAAAGGAAAACAACUGGAAAUACAAGAAUCUGGGGACUACAUUUGUUUUUUCCAUACUCCCUGCACAUUGGAUUCUCCGAGUUAAGUACGGUGUAGAAUCACAAGCAAUGUCUUGGGUAAAGUUUGCUCUGGAAACAGAGCUCUCCAUUACAAGAUGUUGUUGCUUAUUACAGGAAAAGAUAUUAUCCACUUCUGCUCAGCUGAAAACCCAGCGAGCUGGGAGCACUUCUCCUGUCUGGGUGUGUGCACAUCUCUACUGGACAUGAGAAUCAAGGGGCACGGUGCAGAUGCACAGGCAAACAGGAAAAUACCUAGUUGAUCUCAGUGUCAGAGCUGCAAGGUGCAUCAUACCUGCCUGCCGUGCAUGAACACCGCUCUAAUCUGCAGACGUUCUAAGUAGGCUAUUAACCAAGGGGAGAAGUUUACUAUGCAGAAAGAUGCAUUCAUUCUGUUACACUUCUGAAAAAAAGAACAUGUAUUUGUUUCCAAUGAAAACUGCUCCUGCAAAUCCUUGUGAUAACACCGUUGAAAUGCUCAAUUCUCUAUUAACAGUAGAAGUAACCAAUAGCAGGAACUACAUCAGCGAGACACAUGAACGGGGAGUUUUGAGGAAGGAAUCUUUUUAUUUUUUUUCCCACCCUCUGAUGUGGGCAUCCUUUUACUCAGGUAGAAACAUUGACAGAGUUCUAGAAGCUGGGAAGGCAACCGUAUGUUCAUCUCAAAAUGCAGGCAGAGAUAUUACUCAUAUAUUCAUCGAUAAUGAAAGUUUUUCUAAAGAAAAACAUCUCUUCGAAGCUCAAUAUUACCCUGUGCAGUAUCUAGGAGAUUACCUUCUUGAGAAAGAAAUACGAAAUACGGAAGUUAUCCAAAUGAAUCAUUUUCCAGCUCUACAGGAGACUAAACAAAUCAUUCCUAACAUGCAGCUUGCUGAAAUGAAAAAUGCUGUGAUAAAACAUAUGUAUUUUGCUCAGACUGUUAAAUAUAAGUCUACCCAAAUAGGCCAGCUGAAUGAAUGCAAUCCAAAGGUUAAAAACACUGACCUGUCUAGAGGUUCACUUUGUGUACUUGAAGGACUAGUAGAAGAGUAUUUCUUUCCUGAUGUAAUCAGUGAACUUGCAGCUGGCCAGAAGUACUGUAUACCACCUGUGCAGCUUCUUCAUUCACUUCUAGAGCACGUGUUGUUGGGAAACACUGAUGCAAUAUUUUCUGCUAAACUUCUUCACAUUUUGUACCUUGUUCUCCACCUUGAUCCUCCUUGGAAGUCCCCUUCUGUCUUAAGGUAUUAUUUGGACCUUCUUCAGUGUCCUGUUUGUAAGAAAGGUACAUGGUCCUUGGUAGAGAUGCUUGUAAGGUCCUGCCUUUAUUGUAAAACCAUUUGUCAUGCUGUCUCAGGUUCAGAAAAAGCAGAUAACCAGAGGAUAGUUCACAAAACAUUAUUGAAGUUUUUCUUGGAUUUAGUAAAAGCUGAAGUAGAGUUUCUGACAGUAAGUUUGUUUGAAGGGGCCAAUUCACAGCAUCAGCAAGUCAUGCCACAGACAGUUCUUCUGAAGACCUUUUGGCUGGGAAGCGAAACCUCGGUGCUUUUUACCAAACACAUAAAUAUUUUAGCAGAUUGGGUCGUACUUUCCCAUAAAGAAAUGAAUAGAACAAAUGAUGCUUUGAGAUGUGAAAUAGCUAAUCUGUUAAGUGCAAUUCUUGGAACUGUGGUGGAAUACUGGAUCCUCUCAGGUUUCCUUAUGGACAGAAAUGUCUUUUUUCAAGUAGCUGAUUUGGCGCAUUACAUUGACAUUUCAUGUGAUGACUUUUCCGUACACGAAUUAAAAGCAUUUGUUUGUUCCAUACCAUCUCUCUGGCUUCAAAUGUUUGUUGCAGAAGCAAUUUUAAAAAAAAAUUGUUUACAGAGGAAUAUACCUAUUUCUACAGAACCUCUUUCUCUUCAGAAAAUAGUCUGUGCCUAUUUGCCUGCUUUAGGAGAGAUAGGAACGCGUGAGACGAGGAAGAUGGAGAAAGCAAAGAGAAGGAAAAUAGGGCAGCGGCCGUGCCCCGAGUCUCAGAGGGCAUUACUGAUGCUAAAUGGUGAUAAGCAGAACCAAGUCGAAGUGCUGCCUGAUCUACCCGAGUUAUUCUUUAACGAGCGCCCCCCAUUAGCAAGAAAGCUUCGAGCAAAAGCAGAGGUGUCACGCACCAAAGAGAACUACCACCCUUUGGCUGAAGAGGUUCAUCUUUACAAGACCAAUAUGAAAGGAGAGACAGCCCUGCAUAAAGCUUGCAUAAGAAACAAAGUGGAGAGACUGAUUCAGCUUCUCUCUUCCCCUGGAAUAGACGUUAAUGUUAAAGACCACGGCGGCUGGACGCCGCUGCACGAGGCGUGUAGCCACGGCAGCGCGGCGUGCGUGCGCGAGCUGCUGCGGCGCUGCCCGCGCCUCGACCUGCUCUGCCGCGCGCGCGGCCUCACGCCCCUGCACGACGCGCUGGCAAACGGGCACCUGGACAUCGGCAGGAUGCUCCUGCGGCACGGCGGACCAGUGCUUCUGCAGCAGAGGGACUCCGAUGGGAAACUGCCACUGGAUUAUGUGGAGUCUCUGGCAGUAAAACAAGAACUUCUGAAUACUGUCCAUCCAGAAGAGACCAUUGAAAGCUUCUGUGAGCGCACAGAACAAGAGCUCCACCGUCAGCAGAUAGAACUGGGCUUAGUUCUCUUUAAUAAGAUGCUGCUAAAUUUUUGUUCAGUUUAUAAUCUCUCUUCACCUUUUACUUUAGCUCUUGGAGAGACAGCCUGUCCAAAUACACUCCCAGUAAUGCCUAGUAAUGCCUUUAAGUUGAAAAAUACUUUUUCUGGUGACUGGUUAGUAGAUACAUAUCUCAGGGAGCUAGAAACCUUUCAGAAGCUUCCACAGUUUCUUCAAGAAAUACCUGCCAAUGUGCUGGUUUUUCCUGGAGAACAGGUGAAGGCUUUACAGGCAACCCUGGAAACUAUGGUGAUGGCCAGCAGGCUCUCCGCUUGAUAUCUUCCCAGCACCUGACUUCCAGGCCAGGGCCCCUGGCUAAGGCUCGACUGCCCCGCACGGGCCCUGGGCAAACAGUAUUUUCCCAGCAACUGAGAAAGUGGAAGCUGCACCGAGACCCUCGUAGCAGCUCCUGUGAUUUCAGGAUUUCCUCUAAUGGAACCUGGAAGUGAGAUGCACUCAUUCAGUGCGUUUUUUU
Nothoprocta perdicaria is the source of this 3428-nucleotide messenger RNA. RefSeq names its product SMC5-SMC6 complex localization factor 1 (gene SLF1). Gene Ontology annotation, biological process: positive regulation of double-strand break repair. The record is from RefSeq and is a predicted model, not a curated record. The transcript is spliced from 15 exons. Gene Ontology annotation, molecular function: protein binding. Lineage: Eukaryota; Metazoa; Chordata; Aves; Tinamiformes; Tinamidae. The coding region runs from base 662 to 3229 and encodes 855 amino acids.